AUGUCGGCCCCACCGGUUGACUACUAUGCCGCGCUCGAAAUCGACUCCAAAGCGACACAGCAACAAGUUAGAGAUGCCUAUAAGAAACAAGCACUCCGCCACCACCCCGAUCGCGUGCCAGCCGAUAGUCCCGAACGCCAAAGCCGCACGAAGAAGUUUCAGCAGAUCAACGACGCAUACUACACCCUCUCCGACGAGUCCCGACGACGAGACUACGAUGUGACGCGCAACCAAUUCCACGGCUUCGGUGGUAGACCCACUGCGGGCCAAGAUGUACCCAUGCCAGAAGCAGGAGGCUCUAUGCCGGGAGGCUUCCCGUGGUCUGCGUUCGGAUUCGGAGGCAAGGCGAAGACGGAGGAAGAUGCGAAUACGUAUAGCAACGAGCAAUUCGGCGAUGUGUUUGAGGAGAUGAUGCGGGAUAAUGACAUGGCCGAUGGCGAUAAGAAACCCACCAAGCUGUUCUGGUCGAUCGUAGGCGGAGCGAGUGGAGGUGCCAUGGGUUUCAUCGUGGCCAACCUUCCGGGUGCGAUCGCCGGUGCUGUUGCCGGCAACCGUCUGGGUGCCGUUCGGGAUAAGCGGGGGAAGUCGGUAUACAGCGUCUUUCAGGAACUGGACCAACCGGAGAAGAUGCGCCUGCUUUCCCAGCUGGCGCAGAAAGUCUUCGCACACGCCAUCAGCUGA
Ramularia collo-cygni is the source of this 681-nucleotide messenger RNA. RefSeq names its product probable SIS1 Heat shock protein. The transcript has 3 exons. Lineage: Eukaryota; Fungi; Ascomycota; Dothideomycetes; Mycosphaerellales; Mycosphaerellaceae. The coding region runs from base 1 to 681 and encodes 226 amino acids. The record is from RefSeq and is a predicted model, not a curated record.